Messenger RNA from Colius striatus (speckled mousebird), 1353 nucleotides. RefSeq names its product ankyrin repeat domain 33 (gene ANKRD33). Gene Ontology annotation, molecular function: protein binding. NCBI's taxonomy places the organism in Eukaryota, Metazoa, Chordata, Aves, Coliiformes, Coliidae. The transcript is spliced from 4 exons. The record is from RefSeq and is a predicted model, not a curated record. The coding region runs from base 1 to 1353 and encodes 450 amino acids.
AUGACAGAUGCCUGCAGUGGAGGAGAAGAUGCUGCAGCCCCCACUUCCAGCCUGGAUGCCUCUGACCCAGAGCUGCACUAUGAGGAGGAAGAGGAGGAUGAGUCCGAGUCACAGCCCUCGGACACCAGCAGCAUCUGCUCUGAUGACUCUGUCUACCCCUGCUAUGAGCCCUCCCCAGGGGCUGGUGCUGCUGGGGACCUCAGCCUCUACCAGUGCUGUGCCAGGAACGAUGCCAGGCUGGUGCAGGAGAGGCUGGAGCAUGGGGUGACCCGGAGAGAGGCCACAGAGCUGGACAUCAACGGGCGGAACGGGCUGAUGGUCGCCUGCUACAAGGGCUUCGUGGACAUUGUGCCCCUGCUUCAGAAGUGCCCCUACAUAAAUGUCAACCAGCAGGACAAGGAUGGGAACACAGCCCUCAUGAUGGCUGCCCAGGCAGGACACAUCACCAUCCUCAACUACCUCCUCAACUACUACCCAGCACUCGAGGUGGACAAGAGGGACCCGCGGGGCCUGACGGCGCUGAUGAAGGCUGCGGUGCAGGGCAGGCAGGACUGUGUGGCCGCCCUGCUCCUGGCUGGAGCAGACCUGCAAGCUGUGGAUCCAGUCAAGGGGAAGUCAGCCAGGGAGUGGGCAGCCUUCACCGGCCGCUUCGAGACGACCGUGCGGAUCCGGAGCCUCGUGCGGCGCCCGCGGGCUGAGCAGUUCAGCAGCCAGUACCGACCCGAGUGGCCAGCCCUGGCCGAGCUGGUGGCCAAAGCUCUGAGCCCCAAAUCCAGGAGCAAGAGGCUGUCAGAGAAGAUCCGAUCCAUCUUCACCUUCAACUUCCCCCACAACCCCGAGGAGGACGGCGUGAUGGACCACAUGGUGAGGAUGACCACGUCCCUUGCCAGCCCUUUCGUGGCCACCGCUUGCCAAACCGUCUGCCCCGACAGCCCCCCCGAGCUGGGCAAGCGCAGGUUGUCGGUGCCCGAGAUCCUGGGGCAGCACGUGACGGAUCCAGAGGCUGAGGCAGAGCCUUCCCCGAGCCCCAGCGCCGGCUCAUCCUCCUGCAACGGCCAAGCCGUGUCGGAGAUCCGGCUGCUGCCGCCUCGCCGGGUACCCGGCAGCAUCCUCGGCUUCCUGCCUCUGUGGCUACGGCGUGGGAACAGCAUCUUCCCGGGAGAGCCCGUCCCCAAAAUCAAAGUGAGCAAAUCCUCCUGCCCUCCUGCCCGCCCGAGGCGGCGGCAGCGCAGCAGCGACAGGAACGUGCUGCAGCUGCCCAAGUGGAGGUACAAGGAGCUGAAGGAGGAGAGGAGAGCGGCUGAGGAGGCACAGGGCAAGGAGAGGAAGAAGAAAGAGGGGAAGAAGAGCUAA